This is a messenger RNA of Haliotis rubra (blacklip abalone), 917 nucleotides long. RefSeq lists its product as uncharacterized. Lineage: Eukaryota; Metazoa; Mollusca; Gastropoda; Lepetellida; Haliotidae. The coding region runs from base 164 to 691 and encodes 175 amino acids. The transcript is spliced from 6 exons. The record is from RefSeq and is a predicted model, not a curated record.
GCACAUCCGUUGGAAGUUGGGGAAGUGUCAUCAUGUGAAUCCAGUAAUGACAGUAACGAUGUAUUUACAUCACCGGAUCACCACGGGGCGUUAACGGACUCCCCCGGCCCGCCAACGUGCCUAUUCAGCUGCAUGGCAGUAUGGCCAUGAUGUUGGUCCUGGCAUGACCAGAAGAGGAUCUUGCUGCUGCCACGCCCAGCUUCAGUACCAAGCUUCUAGCCAAAGCGUCCCGGACAUACGACAGACUGAGCCUCCUUUGGCUGGUCCUACGAGACGAUGGGAGUCAGAUCCUGCUCAAAUCUAUAUGACAGGAGUAGCUGGGGGAACAGUGGAUACGUCAUAUGCUGCAGGUAUAAGCAGCGGCCCAGCCCAUCAAGGAAAUGUCAUUGUCAACAACUUCACGAGACCAACAGAAGCAACAAGCAAUUCAGAUAUGGACUCGUGUUCUGAUGAAGAUAACAAUGAUUGCAACGGGGACAUCAGGAACGAGCUGAAGAGGACGUUUAUGUACUACAGGGAGGACUUUGAACUUCUCUUGCAGCAGGCUGCAGGGAUCCUUCUGCUGUACAUCAUCCUGCCGGUCUUUGUCCUAGGAUGCAUGACUGUGCUGGCAACAGAUGCCCCACUCAUCAAGUUCGGGGUUCUUGUUCUGGCAGUGUUCGUCUCUAGGUUCACAGUUGUACUUAAGUAGGGAUUGACGUCAGUCAUUUUCUAAAUUUUUUAUUUGAUAUUCCAAAUUUGAUGCAUCAGUGACAAAAUUUAUGUAAUGCCCUAUGUUGACUUAUGCCACACGUUCCCGAAUUAGUUCAGGUAAACAACUGACUCGAUUUAGCAUAAUAAAUAUGUUUAUGACGGGUGCCAUCUGUGAGUCAGGAUACGCUCAUCUUUUCGCGAACACCUUUUAUCAUCACUAUUUC